AUGAAUUAUGGUAUCUUAUACAGUGUGAUUUUCGCUGUAUUAGAAGGAUACAAUGAUGCUAACUGGAUUUCAUAUUCAGAUGAGAUAAAAUCCACUAGUGGUUAUAUAUUCACUCUAGGAGGUGAUGCAAUUACAUGGAAAUCAACUAAACAAAAUAUCAUUGCUAAAUUCACUAUGGAGUCAGAGUUUAUUGCUCUGAAAUUAGUUGGAACUGAAGCUGAACCCCAAUUUCUCUCAAUUCCAUCUUCUAUAUAUAUCCAACAUGAGUUGCUUCAAAUUUCUAAAACCCACAAAAAUUCCAUUCCCACCUCUGGAAAUACAUUCAAAAAUUUUAAGAAAAAUUUUAAUUUGUUGCCAGCUUCAUAUAACAAGUUCCUGUUCAGCUUAUACCCAAAAACAACUACCAAGAGCAGCAAUAAUUUCAAGAUUUUUUCCUCUAUCAGAAUUGUCAUGUCUACAUCUAAUCAAUCCCCUGGUUUUAAUAGACCCAGAUUGGUCACCAAGAAAGUUUUAGCCACCCCCCAAUACGAAGGUGAUGGUGCUGUUGUUAGAAGAGGCAUUGGAAGGAGUGAGCUAAGGUUCUUGGAUCCUUUUCUUAUGUUGGAUGAUUUUUCAGUGACUCCUCCUGCUGGAUUUCCUGAUCACCCGCAUAGAGGUUUUGAGACUGUUACAUAUAUGCUUCAGGGAGGGAUCACUCAUCAAGAUUUUGCAGGGCAUAAGGGAACAAUUUACACUGGAGAUGUUCAGUGGAUGACUGCUGGAAGAGGGAUUAUCCAUUCAGAAAUGCCUGCAGGAGAAGGAACACACAAGGGCUUGCAGCUUUGGAUAAAUCUAUCUUCUGAAGAAAAGAUGAUCAAACCGAGAUAUCAAGAACUUUUAAGUGAUGACAUCCCAAGGGCAGAAAAAGAUGGGGCUGAAGUCCGAGUUAUAGCAGGAGAAUCAAUGGGAGUUAGAUCACCAGUAUACACAAGAACACCAACAAUGUAUCUGGAUUUCAUUCUGAAACCAAAAUCUCAAGUGCAUCAAAGCAUUCCAGAAUCAUGGAAUGCAUUUGUUUAUGUUAUUGAAGGUGAAGGCAACUUCGGAUUGCGAAACUCUUCACAAGCAACUGCUCACCAUGUUCUGGUUUUGGGUACUGGAGAUGGUUUAAGUGUGUGGAAUAGAUCUUCCAAGCCAUUAAGAUUUGUACUAAUUGCAGGCCAACCAAUCAAUGAAACUGUUGUUCAGCAUGGACCUUUUGUGAUGAACACACAGGCUGAAAUUGAACAAACUAUUGAGGAUUACCACUAUUGCAAAAAUGGGUUUGAAAUGGCUAAGUAUUGGAGUUCUCAAUAAGGAAAAAAAGCUUUCAAAUCUUGAAAGCACAUUGUAACCAUUAGAAGAAAACAGAAAGUUCAGAUGAAAUAAAAGGAGUGUUAUUGCUAUUUUAAAUUCUUAAUCAGUCUCUAUCAGUCAAUAUCUACACUUAUGUAUGAGCAAUCAAAUGGAAGCUGAAAAGGAGGUUUUGGUUACUGAUUGGAGAAACAGCUUCUAGAAGAUCCAAAAGUGAGCUUCCAGAAGUUAUGGUGGGUCAGCUUAAUCUUAGUUGAUCUCUCUCUGUCUCUUUUAAAAGCUUCCUCAACUAGAUAAAUUUUGUGGUAGGUGAUGAUUAAAUUUUAGUAAUUAUUUAUUUCCCCUUGAGGAUUGUUUUGA
Messenger RNA from Manihot esculenta (cassava), 1692 nucleotides. Its product is annotated as pirin-like protein. The transcript is spliced from 8 exons. Lineage: Eukaryota; Viridiplantae; Streptophyta; Magnoliopsida; Malpighiales; Euphorbiaceae. Bases 1 to 1335 code for a protein of 444 amino acids. The record is from RefSeq and is a predicted model, not a curated record.